AGAGCGACGCGGGAGGGACCAUCGAGAGGGGAAGAGGAGGAAGCGGGGCUGGCGGGAGGCGGCUGAGCUGGCGGCUGUCGGACGCGAGCGAUGCCAGCCUGACCCGGCGCCCCGAGCUGCUGCGCGCCCUCGGCUCCUCCUGCCUGCCUGGCCGGCCCGCGCGAGGCCAGUCCGCCGGGAGCCGAGCCUGGCCCGGGCCCGGGCCCCUGCGGCGGGAGCGUCCGGCAGGUAGCCUGGAUGGGACCAUCAAAAGUGCAGCAGCUUGGAACCAAGAAACAAGCAGGCUCCUGUACUUGGAAGUUCAGGAAACUUUCUGAUUCCAUCCCAUGUGAGAAGUGUUUGUAUCUUGAAGUCCCUGGAGCUGACUGGAUUCACAGAUCUCAGGGCUGGAGCACUCUCUGCCUCACCUGUCAAGGAGCUGGGAAUGACUUUCCACAUCCCCAGGCAUGGACACUACCUGGGGCUCAUUUAAUUUUCUUUCCAACAUGAGCCAUAUUGCCAAAUUCUCUGAACUUUGUGGUUUAUCCUCUGACACUGUUACACACCCAUGACUGAGCUAGAUCUGUGGCCUACUACUGCCUUUAAGUGAGACAUCGUGCCUCUCAUGUGUCUGGAUCACUGUUUUCUAACUCUCUCAGGUUUUGGUGCAUUUCUAGAUCUCCCUUCGUCCAGAUUUUUUGAGAUUCUAGAUACUUUCUUGUUGAAGAUUCUGCGUAUUGUUUCACAAUAGCUCUGCCAUGCGUCUGGCUACUCUCCUUGCCUUCCUGCGGCCUGCACUGCCACUCAUCCUGGGUCUCUCCUUGGGAUGCAGUCUAAGCCUGCUGCGCGUCUCCUGGAUCCAGAGUGAUGGGGAGGAUACUUGCAUGGACACAGGGGUAAAUAAUGGGCUGUUUGCAGGGAAAAUGCAGCAGGACACUGUUCCUGGAGGAAGGUCAAGCCAGAAUGAUGAGGACUUCAAACCCAGGAUUGUUCCCUACUACCGAGACCCCAAUAAGCCUUACAAGAAAGUGCUCAGGACUCGCUAUAUCCAGACAGAGCUGGGCUUCCAUGAACGGCUCUUUGUGGCUGUGCUCACCUCCAAGGCAACCAUGAACACACUGGCUGUGGCAGUGAACAAGACCGUGGCCCAUCACUUCCCACACUUGCUAUACUUUACGGGGUUGCGUAGUGCCAAGGUGCCGCAUGGCAUGGCAUUGGUGUCACAUGGGGACGAACGCCCCGUCUGGCUGAUGUAUGAGACCAUGCGCUACAUCCAUCAGCACUUUGGGGGUGACUAUGACUGGUUCUAUGUCAUGCAGGAUGACACCUAUGCCCAGGCCGAGCAGAUCAAGGCCCUGGUGACACACCUAAGCAUUAAUCAGGAUGUUUACCUAGGACGGGCUGAGGAGUUCAUUGGGGGGGAUGAACAGGCCCGCUAUUGCCAUGGUGGCUUUGGCUACUUGGUUUCCCGGAGCCUGCUGCUCAAGUUGCAUCAGCAUCUGGACAGCUGCCGUAAUGAGAUUCUCAGUGUGCGCCCGGAUGAAUGGCUGGGACGCUGCAUCAUCGACUUCCUGGGCAUCAGUUGCAUCUCCCAGCACCAGGGCCAGCAUUACCGCUCCUAUGAACUGGCCAAAAAUGCAGACCUAGAGAAGGAGGAGGGUGAGGACUUCCAGGUGGCGCUCACUGUGCACCCUGUCUCUGAGGGGACCCUCAUGUACCGACUGCACAAGCAUUUCAGCAGGAUCCAGCUGGACAGAGCCUACCAGGAGAUCCAGCAACUCCAGAUGCAGAUCAGGAAUCUGACAUCGCUGACACCAGCCCGCGAGGGGGGGCUGACAUGGCCCAUAGGCAUCAAUGCUCCCUUUGUCCCCAAAUCCCGCUUUGAGGUGAUUAGCUGGGACUACUUCACAGAGCAGCACCUCUUUUCCUGUCCCGAUGGCUCCCCCAAAUGUGAGCUGGCUGGAGCCAGCAAGGCCGAUGUUAGUGACAUCAUUGAGGCAGCACUCCAGCAUCUCAACAGCCGUUACCAGCCCCAGCUUCGUUUCUACAAGCAACAGUUGCUGAAUGGCUACCGGCGCUUUGACCCCACACGGGGCAUGGAGUACAUGCUGGAUCUCUUGCUGGAGGCUGUAACCCAGAAGGGCCACAGCCAUGUUCUGGCUAAGCGGGUGAGUCUAGUGCGGCCCCUCAGCAAGGUAGAGAUCAUCCCCAUGCCCUAUGUGACAGAGGCCACACGCGUGCAGCUGGUGCUGCCCCUGACUGUGCAGGAGGUGGACUUUGUCAGCAACUUCCUGGACACGUUUGCCAUGAACACGCUGGACACACAUGACAAUGCCCUGCUAACCCUGCUCUUCAUCUACCAGCCUUAUGAUGCUCAGCGGGUCAGCCAGCUGGAUGUCUUUGCUGGGGUCAAAGCUAUGGUGGGAGAGCUGGAAAAACGGUAUGCAGAGGUGAAAAUCCCCUGGAUCAGCGUAAAAACUGAGGUGCCAUCCCAGGUGAAGCUCAUGGACAUAGUGUCAAAGAAGCACCCUGUGGACACCCUCUUCUUCUUGGCCAGCGUUUGGACAGAGGUUAACACAGAGUUCCUGAAUCGCUGCCGCAUGAACACCAUCAGCAACUGGCAGGUCUUCUUCCCAAUGCACUUCCAGGAGUUCAACCCAGUGCUGAUGUACCAUGGCGAGCAGGCCUCCUCCUCCAGCACUGACUUCCUGAGGGAUGGGCACUUUGACCGUCAUGCCUUUGCUGAGGCUUGUUUCUACAACUCUGACUACAUGGCAGCACGCACCAAGCUGGCAGCUGACAUUUUGGACCGGGACGAAGUGCUGGAGAGCAUGGAAGUAUUUGAUGUCUUCCUUCGCUACUCUGGCCUGCACCUGUUCCGGGCUGUGGAGCCAGGGCUGGUGCAGAAAUAUAUGCUGAGGAGCUGCAACCCCCGGCUGAGCGAGGAACUGUAUCACCGCUGUGUGCUCAGUAACCUGGAGGGGCUCUCCUCCCGCUCGCACCUGGCCAUGGCCCUCUUUGAGCAGGAACAGGCCAAUAGCACCUGAAGGACCAGAAGCUACUAGUGGUUCCCCAGCACCUUAACACUUGCACCUUCACCCUCCUUCCCAGCCCCAGUCCUGCCCUGGGAAAGAUGGGUGUGUGAGGCCAAGGGGCGGGCAGGGCAAUUGAAAAAUUUGGUUUCAUAGGAAAAGUAAUUAAAGUUUCUUCCCAUGCAAAUUAA
Caretta caretta (loggerhead turtle) is the source of this 3202-nucleotide messenger RNA. RefSeq names its product chondroitin polymerizing factor 2 (gene CHPF2). NCBI's taxonomy places the organism in Eukaryota, Metazoa, Chordata, Testudines, Cheloniidae. Gene Ontology annotation, molecular function: glucuronosyl-N-acetylgalactosaminyl-proteoglycan 4-beta-N-acetylgalactosaminyltransferase activity. The record is from RefSeq and is a predicted model, not a curated record. Gene Ontology annotation, cellular component: Golgi cisterna membrane.